Molecule: messenger RNA, 5510 nt
Organism: Tarenaya hassleriana
Lineage: Eukaryota; Viridiplantae; Streptophyta; Magnoliopsida; Brassicales; Cleomaceae
Product: putative 1-phosphatidylinositol-3-phosphate 5-kinase FAB1D
Exons: 15
Coding region: 263-5113 (1616 amino acids)
Biological process (GO): phosphatidylinositol phosphate biosynthetic process
Cellular component (GO): endosome membrane
Molecular function (GO): 1-phosphatidylinositol-3-phosphate 5-kinase activity; ATP binding
Source: RefSeq, a predicted model, not a curated record
CAAACUUCGUCCUCUCUCUCUCCUCCGCCUGCUCUUCGUGUGGACUCCUCCGUUGUUCGUCGCUCCUCUCUCUAGAAAGGGGAAAUAACUCUCUCUUGUACGGAAGAAUCUGGAAAUGGCUAGGGUUUUGUGAUUUCUUGAAGUUCCUGUGUUGCCCAGUUUCCUUUGGAGUUUUCUGCUUCGGCGAUAAGUGGCUUUUGUUUAUCUUCUUUGUCUAUUGGAUACGAGUUACUAGGCAAAUCUUGGGCUGCCGAGUUGUAGCAUGUGCCACUAUUGUGGGGGCGAACUUGGUGGGUCGGAGGAUGAUAGAGCAGAGAACAGAAAUCCUGUGAAAUCGGAGGGUGAACAUUUUUCUGAGUCUUGUAGAUUUUGCCGCGAGAUGCAGGAGAGUCAAUUGCUAAGGCAGAAGGGUAUGAAUCGUGCAGUGACCCCAUCGAUAACACCAACAAGUUCCUUCUCGAGCAGUGAACGAUCUUCCUCAAGUGAUUUUUCGGUGGAUGGAAUCCCUUAUGAUAGGGGUAAUGAAGAGGAAUGUUCAAGCCGUAGCACUCAAGAGGAUAUGGACUCUACUGAGAACCGGAAACGGGAAUUAAAGGUAAAGGGUUUAGAAUCAAGAACACAUUCGUCCAAUACCUUGACCGAAAUCAGUGAUAGAAGCAUUCAUGGUGAUGUUAUGAGGGAUGUGCAAUUAUCACAGGCUGAUAGUCAAGAGUCAAAAGAAAAUAAUGUUCAAAAUAUGGUAAGAUCAUCUGAUCAAGAACUUGAACAUGAUAAUAACCAACUUGAUGCUCACAUCUGGGAACCUCCAGAAGCAGAAAUUUCUGAAGAUGAAUCAGAAGGGGAUGUUACUGAUAUCGAUGACGAUGACGACGAAUGUUGUGAUGGUACCAAGUGGAGCAAAUCAAGUUUUCAUGGGGAUUCUAAAGAUAAAAAUAGUAAAAGCUUAAAUCUCAAAGAAGAAAAACGACGAGCAGUGCAAGAGGAUAUAAAUAGAAAGUUCAGGGUCUUUGUGAGUCAACUUCUCAAGUCUCUGGAUGUUUCGUCAUCAACAGAAUUUGGUGAGAAUUGGAUUGACAUAGUUACUGGGUUAUCCUGGGAGGCUGCUUCACUGUUAAAGGCAGUUAUUGAUGGAAAACCAGUUGAUCCAAAUGCGUAUAUCAAAGUGAAAUGCCUUGCAACUGGUUCUCCCAGUGAUAGCCGAGUUUUCAGAGGCUUGGUUUUCAAAAAACAUGCCGCACAUAAACACAUGCCAACAAAGUAUGAGCGUCCUAGAAUUUUGCUGGUCCAAGGUGUACUGGGUCAGUCCACAAGUGGAUUAUCUUCUUUUAAAUCGAUGGUACAGGACAAGGAUUAUGUCAAGCCUGUUGUUGAUAUGAUAGAAGGUUGCCACCCUAAUGUUAUUCUGGUGGAGAAAUCUGUUUCUCGUGAUGUUCAAGAGUCUAUUCUUGGCAAAGGGAUCACACUGGUGUUUGACAUGAAGCUCCACCGUCUACAGAGAAUUGCUCGUUGUACAGGCUCACCAAUUGUCUCGUUUGAUACUCUCUCUAGCCAGAAGCUUAAGCAUUGUGACUCUUUACGUAUUGAGAAAAUUGUCGAGGAACAUAAUGUUGCUGGUGAAGGUGGAAAGAAGCCAAGUAAAACGUUGAUGUUUCUUGAGGGAUGCCCUACUCGACUAGGUUGCACGAUUUUGCUUAAAGGAAGCCACAGUGACGAAUUGAAAAGGGUUAAAGAAGUGGUUCAAUGUGCAGUUGCCCUGGCAUAUCAUUUAACCCUGGAGACGUCUUUCCUCGUUGACCAGCAAACAAUGCUCUCUACUGUGCCUCCUACUGGAGUAACAGAUGCAGCAUCAGAAAAGAAGUUCUCUAUUACAGAAACGGAUAAACUAUCAGGAUCUGGUAUUGAUGACUCCACUGCUGAAUCUGGCUCAACAGAAAUUGAUAUCCCUAUUGCUAAUGGAUUCCACGAGCAGAGUUCAUAUGCCAAUGGGAAUACAAAUGGCAAUAAAGCUGAAACCUUGGAAUCAAAUGGAGACUCUGUUUUCUCUUAUGAACCAUAUAAUCCUGCUGUUUUUGUUGGGUUUUCAUCUCUGUCUGCCUCAAUAAAGAAGGCUUUCGAGGAACGUGUGCCUUCUAGAUCUCUAUCUAGGUAUUUUGGUUUGGUUGAGAAUCCAGAAGUGGUUCCAGCAUCUAGGGAUGUUGGUAUAUCAGAUAAUUGUGAUUUUGAAGCUAUAAAGGAUACUGCUGAAGAUACUGUGGCCAAGGAUGCAAAAGAGCAGCAUUUGUUAGUUGACUCUGGAGUUCCUGUCGAUGCAAAGAUAGAUGGCAGAAAUGGAGAACAGGCCAAGAUGGAUACUGAGACGACUGCCUUAGACUCUCAGAGUAUAUUGGUCUUAGUGUCAAGGAGGAAUGCCCUUAAAGGGAUAAUCUGCGACCAGAACCACUUUUCUCAUAUAAUGUUUUACAAGAACUUUGAUGUUCCUCUGGGGAAGUUCUUGCGAGACAUGUUUAAUCAGGGAAGCCAAUGCAAUACAUGUGAGGAAUUACCAGAAGCGCAUGUUUACUACUAUGCCCAUCACAGCAAGCAACUAACAAUUCAGAUAAAACGACUUCCCAGUGAAAGAAGUUUGCCUGGUGAGGCGAAAGGACAACUUUGGAUGUGGAGUCGUUGUUGCAAGUGUAAAACGAAGGAUGGGAUCCCAAAUUCUACAAAAAGAGUGCUGAUAUCUACUGCCGCACGUAGCCUGUCAUUUGGAAAGUUCUUGGAGCUCAGCUUUUCUGAGCAAAGUUUGCUGAGUAGAACGUCUAGCUGUGGUCACUCUUUCGAAAGGGACUUCCUUCACUUCUUUGGGUUGGGGUCCAUGGUUGCGAUGUUCAGAUACUCCCCCGUCACAACUUAUACAGUGUCUCUACCACCACAAAAGCUGGAGCUUGGCAAUUCAGUAAAGACGGGUUGGCUUGAGAAAGAAUUUCAGAAUGUAUUCACUAAAGGGAUAUCGCUGUUUGAGGAGGUAGCUAGUUCCCUGAAGCAAUUAAGAUCCCAUCUCGCUAGUUCAAGUCCAAACAAUCAAAGCUUAUCUGACGUUGAAGAGAUGUUGAAGGAAGAACGUUCUCAAUUUGAGGAAAAUAUCAAGAAUUCUUUUGACAAGGCUAAAAGCUCAGGAGAUGUUUCCCACAAGCUGCUUGGCAUGAACCGGAUGAGGUGGGAACUUCUGCUUCAAGCUUCGGUUUGGGACCGUCGCCUGCAUUCAAUGGCUUUACCUAAUUGGAUGAUAUCUACAAUUGCUGAGAGCGAGAGAACUGAACAAGAAUUGACGGCAAAGAUGGAUGAUUCAGUUGGAAUCGAGACCAAUGCUAAAGCUUCUGCUACUAAUGGAGGUUUUGAAAGAAAUGAACCUGAGGGCAAAGACAUUCCAAUCUAUGGUGCUUCUGUCCAAGAUGAUCAGACCGAAGUGUCUAAUGUUCUUGACGACGAUAAAAUGCAAACUCUGGGGAUUUCAGGUCUCAAUACAUACCAUGAUUCCAAUGAUCACACAGCUGUUAUUGGUCGCCUGGAAAAUAAUGAAGAAGCUGACAGAACGAUUCCAAUUACUAGAGAAUCUUUGGACAGCCGGGCUGCUGUCUCUAACGGGUCACAUAUAUCAGGUCGGCAGAGAAUGAACGAAUGGUUUUGGUUGCCAUUUGAAGAGCUCCGGUCAAGAGGAAUCAAAGACCUUGAGGAGGUAUACUUAUCGAAACCCGAAACUAUUAACAGUUCUGCCCGAGAAGUUUUACAGACAAUGAAUCAAAUAAUCAGUGAGGAAAGUUCUCGGCUGCACAUAGCUUUGGGAGAUGAUUAUUAUAGUAUUGUGUCGGAUUAUGAAGACGAGCUCUCGAGCCUGAUUGCUUGUGCACUAGCCCUACUAGUAAAAUCUCCUAGCGCGGGAGAUAGCAGCGAUGAGGAGAACAAAUUACCUCUCACGAGAUCUAAACAUGGCUCUCUCGAGGGGUUCUUGGAUAAAGAUUCAGUUAAUUAUCAGCAUGCAAUCCCUCGUGAGGAUUCACGUUUCAUGAGUUUCGAUGGUUUGACCCGGCUGGAACCACUAGCCCCCCCUAGGAAGGGUCUGAGAAGAAAAGUCUCUUUCGGAUCAAUCAAAUCGCUCGAAAAGUGUAAAUACUCGGUCGUGUGUUUAUACUCGAACGAGUUCCGUGAGCUCAGGGAGCUUUGCUGUCCCUCGGAGAUGGAUUACAUAGCUUCACUUUGCCGUUGUAAGCCGUGGGAUGCAAAGGGUGGGAAGAGCAAAGCUGUGUUUGCUAAAACACUGGACGACAGGUUCAUCAUUAAGGAGAUCAAGAGGACGGAAUACGAAUCCUUCGUGAAAUUUGCCGAUAACUACUUUAAAUACAUGAAGGGCUCCUACCAGUCGGGCAACCAGACCUGUCUUGCAAAAGUUCUUGGAAUCUAUCAGGUGACUAUAAGACAGCCAAAGAACGGGAAAAACGGGAAUGCUGAUAGUCAAGAGUCAAAAGAAAAUAAUGUUCAAAAUAUGGUAAGAUCAUCUGAUCAAGAACUUGAACAUGAUAAUAACCAACUUGAUGCUCACAUCUGGGAACCUCCAGAAGCAGAAAUUUCUGAAGAUGAAUCAGAAGGGGAUAAGAAAAACGACGAGCAGUGCCGUCAGUAUGAUCUGAAAGGGGCUCUACACGCGCGGCUAACCACUACUGCUGAAGAUGUUCUGUUAGAUCAGAACUUUGUCAACGACAUGAACAAUUCCCCGCUUUACAUCAGCAACAUGUCUAAACGUAUCCUCCAAAGGGCCGUUUGGAAUGACACCAGCUUCCUGAAUUCGAUAAACGUGAUGGACUACUCGUUGCUGGUGGGGGUGGACACGGAGAAGAGGGAGCUAGCGUGCGGGAUAAUAGAUUACCUGAGGCAGUACACGUGGGACAAGCAGCUCGAGACGUGGGUGAAAUCGUCGUUAGUCGUACCGAAGAACGUGUUGCCGACGGUGAUAAGCCCCAAGGAGUACAAGAAGAGGUUCAGGAAGUUCAUGUCCACACACUUCAUGUGUGUCCCUGACCAUUGGUGCACCCAACAACAACAAGAUCCUCCUUGUCACCUUUGCGAUACUUCAUAGCCCAAAAAGAGGGAGGUGGGGGCUUCUUUCUUUCGCAAGUCCUCUAAUAUCCUUCCAUACGUACAUACAUAUACUACUGCUAUUACUACUAUUACGACCCACCCGUUAUUCUGCAGUUUUUAGCAAAGUUCCCGGGGGGUAGUGUGUGUUUCUUCUUUGGUCUUUUUUUUUUCCUUUAAUUCUUUUUGGCAGAUUCAUGUGAUGUUUUUUUUUUCUUUGGGGAGGUGAAGUCUGUUUCCGUACUUGGAAAAAAAAAUGUGAAAAAGCAUACGAGGGAGAAAAAAGAGUCUCUUGUGGCAUAUAUGUUGUGUGUUUUUGUAUCGGACAGGAAGCUUUGGUUCUGUUCCAUUGUUAUGUUAUUACAUCACUUCUCUGCACUGUCUCUGUGCUUUUAUUC